Messenger RNA from Cokeromyces recurvatus, 492 nucleotides. RefSeq names its product chaperonin GroS. Gene Ontology annotation, molecular function: protein folding chaperone; ATP binding; protein-folding chaperone binding. NCBI's taxonomy places the organism in Eukaryota, Fungi, Mucoromycota, Mucoromycetes, Mucorales, Mucoraceae. Bases 49 to 360 code for a protein of 103 amino acids. The record is from RefSeq and is a predicted model, not a curated record. Gene Ontology annotation, cellular component: mitochondrial matrix. The transcript is spliced from 4 exons.
UUUUUUUUUCGAAUUCUUUUUUUAUAUUUUACUUGUGAAUCAUUGAACAUGUCUGCUGCUAAUAAACUUAAGAGUAUUGUUCCUCUUCUUGAUCGUGUUUUAGUUCAACGUAUCAAGUCUCAACAGAAAACUUCUGCUGGUAUUCUCAUUCCCGAAAAGUCACAAGAAGUCUUGAAUGAAGGUUAUGUUGUUGCAGUUGGUAAGGGAGCUCUUAACAAGGAAGGUAAGCAUAUUCCUCUUCAAGUCAAUGCUGGUGAUAAAGUGAUCCUUCCUCCUUAUGGUGGCAGUGCCGUCAAGGUUCAAGGCGAAGAAUAUCUCUUGUUCCGUGAUUCUGAAAUCCUUGCCAAAGUUGUAGAAUAAAUUAGUGUACAUUAAAAAUAUUCACCAUAUUACGACUCCCAUACACACAUAUAUCUUAUACACACAUUUAAAAAAAAAAAGUCAAAUAUAAUAUAAUGAAAUAAAAUCAUACAAAUUAAUCGUAAUAAAAUG